This is a messenger RNA of Neurospora tetrasperma FGSC 2508, 1074 nucleotides long. RefSeq lists its product as uncharacterized. The coding region runs from base 1 to 789 and encodes 262 amino acids. The transcript has 2 exons. Lineage: Eukaryota; Fungi; Ascomycota; Sordariomycetes; Sordariales; Sordariaceae. Gene Ontology annotation, molecular function: phosphatidylcholine lysophospholipase A1 activity. The record is from RefSeq and is a predicted model, not a curated record.
AUGCCCCCCUCGAAGCUCCGGAUCCUCUGCUUCGGCGACUCCCUCACCGAGGGCUACUCCGGCUGGGGCUCCUGCUUCACCCCCUAUAGCACCAAACUCAAAGAGAUGCUGCGUAUGGCGUUUCCCGAUGUCGACGUGGAGAUAGUAACAGACGGGGUGUCCGGUGAUCUGGUAACAGGUGAAGGGUCGUUUCUAACCAGGAUGGAAUCACAUUUCGCCCCAAGGAACCCAGCAGACUACAAACCCUUCAACUGGGCCAUCGUGCUCGGCGGAACCAACGAUCUCGGCAGUAACAUCCACCCCAACCAAAUCUUUGAAAGCCUCACACAGAUCUGGGACAUGGCUCUGAGCCGCAAAUGCAAGGUCCUCGCGCUCACCGUUCCCGAGAUCGGAUCGUCAGCUGGCGGAAUGAAGGAGUUAUUGGACUUUAGGAGGGACGAGUUGAACCAGAUGAUCAAGACCUACAAGAAGCCCAACUACUACACCUUCGACCUCCACGCCGCCUUCCCCUUCUACGCCCUGUCCGAAGCCGACCGGGAACGUUAUUGGGACGACGGCAUCCACUUCACACCCGCGGGCUACGAUCGGAUGGGAAACAAAAUUGGCGUCACUUUCGUCAAUAUGCUUGUGAGAGAACAAUCGGACAACGACCGGACGCCGAUGGGCAGGAAAAGGAGAAUGUUCAAAGAUGACGAGAAGGUGUUUGAGGAAGAAGAGGACCCGGCUGAGCCAAUAUCGGCUGGGCUUGAUAAAGGAUAUAUCGUUGUUCGUAGGAGAGAUUUGGAUUAACCUUAUUGCGCCAGUCAGUCCGCUGCCCGGUUCUUAGUGGCAGGCGGGCAAAGUGGCAUACCAAGGGAACGACAGCGUCGGAUAGCCAGGGGUACAGCGGCAUGGAUGUCUUUGGGUAUUUAUGGGUUUGGGACAAAGAGUAAGCGGCGUUUUGGCGGCAUGCGUUGCGUUACGAUUACGAUUAGCAUAACAGAGACGAUUUGCGGGAGAGGCAUGGUUGGAUAAACGGUCAUGGGUAGAUAUUUAGGACAUUAGCAUGACAAUACUAAUACGCGUUAUACCUGC